AUGGAGAUGAUCGUCGACGUCUUGAAGUCCUCGGUGACCAAGCACCGGCACGAGGAUGCCAAGGCGUACUGGGACGAGGUCUUCGAUCUCAUGUUUGAUCUUCCAGAGCUUCGUCUUCCCAACAAGAAGUCGGUGGAGACGCUGCUCAACACCUUCAAGCACGUGCAGAAGCCUCUUUCCAAGGGCGAGAAGACUGAGGCCCUUUUCCCAGUGGAGGCGGUUUUGAGACUACGAAGGAACACCACAGCUCAGCUGCAGUUCCUGAAAAUCGUAGUCGGUGGCUUGUCCGACGUCCACGCGAAGCUCAUCAACUUCGCCAGUCACAAGCCGCUGGAGCCAAUCCACGGCCUACCAGGAGCCGAGGGGCACCCCGGCACAGCAGGGACAGGAAACUGCUGGGCGUCACUUCGACUUCUCGAGGUCCUCUUUCAGCUCGCAGAAAUCGAGGAUUACCAGGAGCAGAAGGCUGUUUCCAGUCGACCGGCGCGAUUCUUCUGCCCAGUUGCCACUUGCCCCUCCAGCGACCCUGCUCGAGCCCCUGGCUGGGCAAGCGUGCACAACAUGCUCCACCACAUCGAUAGCCAUCUUGCUGGCACACUCCAAGGUGAUGUUCCGGCCAAUUGGCUCCAAACUAAUGGCCGGCAGCGGUGCCGGGUUUGUGGGCUUAGUGUCUCCACCCGACAUGAGGUGCAUCCUACCUGCCGGCCGCAGGAUCGGGCCGGGGUGGGCGGCGGUGCCCAGCGGGCUGAUGACCCCACGCUGCCGAGCUUCCAUGACAUCCAGGCGGGCUGCGCUCGCACCCUUCGUCAUGUUCCGGCUGCUGCAGCAGGCGAAUAUAAUGAUGAGCGUGCCUGGCGCGAAUUCCUUAUGCUGCCCCAAUGCGUCCUGGGCGCUCCCCCUCGUGGUGGUCGCAAGCACCGGCGGGCGAUGGCUGCUUAUACCGUGGACCGCUUGCAGCGCUGGGUUGAGGGAGAACGGGCCGCCCUUUGGCAUGACCGUCAUGUGCCUCAGCGAGGGCGACGUCAGGCGCCCACCCCGGCCCAGCGCCGAGACCACGCAGUGGCGUUGGCUCGCGAGGGCUUCGAGCGCAAGGCUUGCGCCGCGCUGCUGUCGGAAGGUCUUUGUCCUGAGGAUGCUUCCACUGCUGCUGCCCUGCGGGCCUUGCACCCAGUCCAGCCCAAUCCCCAGGUCCAGUCUGCUGCAAUGCCUGCCGCCCUGGAGCUUGCUCCUGAUUUGGUGGGCCAAGUUCUUCGAGACUUCCCCACUGACACCGCGCCGGGAGCAUGUGGCUUGCGAGUGCAGCACCUGCGUGAGGCAGGGUCACCAGGAGACCAACAAACUCUCAUCUCGCACUUGACUGCCGUUGUUAACCUGAUGGUGCAGGGCCAGGUCUGUGCUGACGCGGCUCCUGUCCUCGCUGGUGCUGUGCUUGUGGCCGUCCCCAAGCCAAAGGGGGGAGUGCGACCCAUUGCCAUUGGUGAGGUGCUGCCCCGGCUGGUCGGCAAAUGCUUGAUGCGUUCCGUGCGAGAGGAUGCCCACCAUUACCUCUGCCCAGCUCAAGUUGGAGUCGGGGUACCCUCUGGGGCGGAAGCGGCUGUCCACACCACCCGCGCUUGGAUGCGGCGCCAAGCCUCAACCUCCGGUAAAGUGCUUGUGAAGCUGGACUUUGCCAAUGCUUUCAACACAGUGUCCAGGCAGGCGGUGGUGGAUGCGGCCGUGGCCCAUUUUCCGGGCCUCGCAAGAUGGGUGGCGUGGUGCUAUGGGCAACCGACCUCGCUCCAGUUCGGGCCCUCGGUCAAGCUGCAAUCAGCUCUCCGGGCCAGCCCGCUCGACCUGGCCCUCUUCUUUCUUGAUGAUGGUGUGAUCGCUGGCGACGUAGCAGACGUUGGCCAGGCUUUGAGUGAGGUUCAACGACGGGGGGCUGCGCUUGGCUUACAACUUAACCUGUCCAAAUGCGAGGUCGUGGGAGUCGGACGGCUGGAUGCUGACAUGUUGCGGCCCCACCUGCCGGAUGAGCUCCUCUUCAAGCCUGAUGGCACCAGCCGCUUGCAGUGGAACUUCGAACUUCUGGGAGCCGCUGUGGGCGACGUCACAUUCCAUGCUAUCCAUGCCACGAGCAGGGUUAAUCAGGCUAUGCCGUUGCUGGAGGCGCUUGGUGAGUUAGAGGACGCCCAGGUUGAGGUUGUCGAGGCGGUCGAUGCUCUGAACCGCAACAGGGCUGCGCCCCUCGCUGCCCAUCUGGCGCUCGGCAUGAAGCAGAAGUCCCUCACUGCAGCGACUGACGAGGCGAGCUGGGUCCGUCAGCUUGCCAGCUGCUCGCUGACGUCUCGGGCCCUGCUUCGAUCUGAGGCUGAACCCGGCGCGCGGGCCUUUCUGGCGGCCACUCCUUCAGGUCCCAAGCGCAUCGAAACUGCCCUCUUCGUCACGGAGUGGGCUGAGCGAGCGGGCCUGUGCCCAGAGAAGGAGCGCCCAGGGCUUCUUCUCCCACAGCGCCCUGAGGAGGCUGGCAAUGCUUUGCGGCGCCCCGCGGAUGUGUACUUGCCCUGCUUGCGGGGAUCUCCUGCUGCCCUUGACCUGGCCAUUACGGCCCCACAGCGGCAGGAGACUCUCGCCCAGGCGGGUAACAAGGCACUUGCGGCUGCCCAAGCCUACGCUCAACACAAGGCGGCUCACUUGGACACAGCUCGCUUGUGCGAGUCUCAAGGCAUCAAGUUCCUUCCCAUGGUGGCGGAGAGCAGUGGUGCAUGGGAGCCGGCUGCGAGCAAAGUACUCCUGCAGAUAUCCCGCGCCGCGGCUGCGCGCACAGGCGCUGACGCCGCUCUCCUUCACGCCGAUCUGCUGCAAGAACUUUGUGUGACAAUCCGCGCUCACCGCGCACGUGCAGUGCUGCGCCGUCGAGCGGAGCUAGUGGACGAAGCGCCACUGCCAUGA
Messenger RNA from Symbiodinium natans, 2931 nucleotides. NCBI's taxonomy places the organism in Eukaryota, Dinophyceae, Suessiales, Symbiodiniaceae. The record is from the annotation of a GenBank genome assembly.